This is a messenger RNA of Paraglomus occultum, 941 nucleotides long. The record is from the annotation of a GenBank genome assembly. NCBI's taxonomy places the organism in Eukaryota, Fungi, Glomeromycota, Glomeromycetes, Paraglomerales, Paraglomeraceae.
ACGCAAUUUUCUUACCAACUGCCCACAACCCAAAUCCUAAUGAAACUGCUAGCGACAUCCAGGAACCAGUUGUAGCUAGUACCCAACAUAUGAUUGUUGAAACAGUUGAGGUAGAAACAGUCACUGAAUCAAAGGAAUCAUCUGUAUUUUCAAAAAUCAAAUCAGUUUUUGCUGGCAUUGGCGAAGACAUAAAGGAGAUUUCUAGGGAUUCUGACUCCAGCCGGCGCUUGUGUCGACGAAGCGAAGUCGAGUUUUCAAUGACAAAUCCGCCAUAUGCAAUAAAUAAUGGAGGGAAGGAACUGUCCCUCAGCUAUCGCACGUCGCCAAUGGAUGCAUAUCACCAUAAUGGCGAAUUUGAAUACGAUGCACAUAACCUCUUUGGUCACAUGGAAGCACAGACAACAUAUAGAUCAUUACGUAAAAUCCGUCCAAACAAACGUCCAUUCCUCCUCUCUAGGUCCACUUUUCCUUCCAGUGGUCGCUAUGUAGCGCAUUGGUUAGGCGAUAACGCGUCAACUUGGGAAGAUCUUCAAUAUUCUAUUCCAGGAAUACUGUCAUUCCAGCUAUUCUGUAUUCCCUUGACGGGCGCAGACCUCUGCGGUUUCAAUGAUAAAUGCAACGAGGAAUUGGCCAUGAGAUGGGUCGAACUCGGGUCAUUUUAUCCGUUUUGCAGAAAUCACAAUGUGAUCGGGAUGCCUUCACAAGAGGUGUAUUCUUGGGAAUCAGUGGAAAAAGUUGCUCGAAAAUAUAUCGGCUUGAGAUAUGCGCUAUUGCCAUACUGGUACACGGCAUUCUACAGAUCGUCGACAAAAGGUACACCCGUUCUUCGCCCGCUGUGGGCUUCAUAUCCGGAAGAUAAGGAGACGUACAACAUUGAGCACCAGUUUUUGAUUCACGACGGUAUUCUAAUUUCACCUGUUCUCGAAGCUGAAAAGAAAGAG